AUGGAGGAUGGAAUUCCAGAGUUUGAUUUCAGCGAUCUGGUCGCUGAUGCUGGGAAUAAGGCAAAAGAGGAACAUGUAGUGGUUGAGGGUGCAGAAGAUGAGGAUCUUGUGCUAGUCGAAAAGCCAUCUAGUGAUGUUUCACUUAACAGAGCUUUCAGAGAGUCACCUGUGCCUUUUCAAGGGCUAUCUAGAGUGCCGAAGAAGAGGGAUCCACAUGUGGUGCAUCUGUUGAAGCGUAUAAGCUUGCAAUCUACGAUAACUUGCAUCAUAAUUCCAUUAUUCUCACUGUUCAAAAUCACGCUAUCGCGCCCUGAAGGUGGAAACCCUGGGUUGUUAUAUUUCUUUGGUUUCUACAUGGUUCUUUCGCAGAUCUCACUGUUUGGUGGUUACCACAGAUUCUUCACACACCAGUCAUUCCAUGCUCAUGUUGGACUGCAAAUUGCUUAUGCAAUUCUGGGUGGGUCUUGUGGUCUGGGAUCCAUUCUAGACUUCUCGGGUCAGCAUUUAGCACAUCAUAGACACCAAGAUACAGAACGGGAUCCACACUCGUACAACGUUUACGGUUGGUUGUUCUCUAUAUGGGGUCAUAGGCUGUUCUUGGGGAAUAGAAAAUCAAGGAAGGCUAUAUCAGAGUGUCAGGACACUAUUCUGUCUACUUCCAAGAUGGUUCGUGGUAAGCUGCAACAAGGCGACAAGGACCAAUUGGUACAGCCUCCCAAUCAUGAUAUAUUGAAGUUACAACACGAGAACUAUCUGUUGCUGCUUUUUACUACAUUGCUUGUUAUUCCAUGCUUAGUGGCAUUUUACUGUCGUGUUCCGUAUUGGACGGCUAUCUUUUACCUCGGAUUCGUUCGUAUGUCUUUGAUUCAGCAACAAUGGUUAUUAUUAGGUACUUUGGCUCAUGUCAAAAAUUUCCCCUUUGCAACUCAACCAUUUUCGGAUACCAGAUCAGCCAUUAACUUGCCUUUGACAUUUAUCUUUCAAUUUCUAUUGUUCGGUGAGGCUAACCACAACUUUCAUCAUGAGUUUCCCUCUGACAGUACAAAUGGUACCAGAUGGUACCAUUGGGAUCCAUCAAAGUGGUCUAUUUACUUAUUUCACCAAAUAGGACUGACUGAUCAUCUGCACGUUACUGAUAAGCAACAGGUGGAGAAAUGUCGCAUUCAACAGAGGCAAAAACUCUUGGAUCAACAGCGUUCAAAAUUGAAAUGGGGUAUAUCUAUCGAUAAACUACCCUCGAUGACACCUCAGCAAUUUACAGAGUUGGCCAAGCAACAGUAUGCGAAUAACAAGAGAGCUUUAGUGGUGAUUGAGGGUAUAGUCCAUGAUGUGACACCUUUCAUUCAUAGCCACCCUGGUGGUACCGCAUUGGUUAAAAUAAGUAUCGGAAAGGACGCUACUCAAGCAUUUAAUGGAGCUGUUUACUUACAUUCUCAGGCAGCAAGGAAUUUAUUGGCUACAAUGAGGAUUGCUAUGCUCAGUUCGAGCGAACAAGUCGAAAAUACUGUUUGGGAGAUAAGAAUGUUACAAAGAAGCCAGGAUAAACAACGGAGAAAUAAUAGACAGGUUACUUACACGCAAAAAAAUCAUUAUGCCGCUGGUGCGGCUUAG
This is a messenger RNA of Torulaspora delbrueckii, 1611 nucleotides long. RefSeq lists its product as uncharacterized. The transcript has a single exon. Lineage: Eukaryota; Fungi; Ascomycota; Saccharomycetes; Saccharomycetales; Saccharomycetaceae. Gene Ontology annotation, biological process: unsaturated fatty acid biosynthetic process. Gene Ontology annotation, molecular function: heme binding; iron ion binding; stearoyl-CoA 9-desaturase activity. Bases 1 to 1611 code for a protein of 536 amino acids. Gene Ontology annotation, cellular component: endoplasmic reticulum membrane. The record is from RefSeq and is a predicted model, not a curated record.